Molecule: messenger RNA, 1310 nt
Organism: Trichoplusia ni (cabbage looper)
Lineage: Eukaryota; Metazoa; Arthropoda; Insecta; Lepidoptera; Noctuidae
Exons: 3
Coding region: 715-1263 (182 amino acids)
Source: RefSeq, a predicted model, not a curated record
ACCUGCUAAUAUAAAGUUUUUCUUCUUGCCGCUAGAUGGCGCUAUGCCAUACCGCUAAAUUGCUUUGCAGGUUAGAAAUAUUCUUCCGUCUUUUAUUAUAAAUCCUUUCUUUUAACACAAACUGACACACUGGCCAACAAGCUUGUUUAUAUCGUCUACAUCCAGUAGAUUCGAAAUACCAUUAAGGAUUUGAUUAGGACUACGACGUCUACAACAUAGCCGCCCUUUACGAAAGAAAAAUAAAAUUGAAUUCCCGAAUAUUGCUAUACGGAGUGAUAAACAAUUUUUUCCCGACAGUCAUUAUUAGAACGAACGAUUGGUGACUAGAAUAAUGCAGCACCUCAAGUAUUUAAGACAACAACACGAUACACAGCUAAUUGAAAGUGAAUCUGUAUCAAUUUAGAAAAAUAUCCUAUUUCCUAUAUCCUAUUUUUAAAAUUAAAAAAACACAUCAUCUCUGAAUAAAAACCAUUUAACCAUCCUCCUCUUAUGGAAAGGUACCGUAAAAACGUGAUAAGCACGCUAAAAUGCAAUAUGGCGACUUAUCGAAAUAAAAACAGCUGUACCUAAUUGGUGAACUCUAACACCUUAGAGAUAGGUACCCCGUCCUGCCCUCCUCUCCAUCUUGCCCCACUAACCCACACCUAUAUAAACUUAAGUAGUGUUUAAUUUUACGGUACGGUUUUCGAAGUACAGUAUCCAUACGCGGUUACAAUGUUAAGGUCGCUAAGUAGGAAUGCCAACGUAAUAAUGAAACGAACAACAGUGAAAAAACGUGAUGGAACUGUUUUAAAUUUGUGUUUUUUUGAUCUCCCGAAGGACCGAAUUGAAGACUUAGUUGAAUUUCAAAUGAAUAAUUUUGUUAGAUAUGAGUUGACGUUUCGCAUUUCAGGUUUGCCAGAUAGCAAGGAAGCACUACUUGAAUAUAGAGACAUUUUAAGAAACAAGCUCUCCGAUCCAUCAGCUUUUACCUUUAUAUGUUGUGAAGAAAGGGACAACCAGGUUCUGCCGAAAAUUAUAGCAAGUGACUCUAUGAGGUUGAUAAAACGGGGAGAACCUGACAAAGAUGACAUGCUAACAAACUUUAAAACAAAAGAGGUGAAGAACUACUUUAGAAUUCUUAGAGAUUGGAAUAAUUUGUAUCCAGUUCCUGAUCUCAUGAAGAAGUAUAAUUUAGAAUACUUUUUUGAUGGACAAGGAACUGCUGUUCAUCACGACUACAAGGGGAAUGGUAUUGUGUACCAUAAAAUGGUUUUGAGGUAAAAACACUAAACUUUGGUUGCAUAGUCAAUUACUCUUGAAGAAUACCG